Molecule: messenger RNA, 2359 nt
Organism: Cryptotermes secundus
Lineage: Eukaryota; Metazoa; Arthropoda; Insecta; Blattodea; Kalotermitidae
Exons: 1
Coding region: 286-1284 (332 amino acids)
Source: RefSeq, a predicted model, not a curated record
CGGCUGAAACGUAUUGCGUAAUGACGCAAGCGGUCGACGUAGCAAGAUCAGCUGAUACGUAUUACGUAAUUGUGCCUGCUAGGUAAUAUCACCUGUUGGCAGUUCGUCGUGCGCCUCGAAUGUGAAUGCUUCGUUAGUAUCUGCGUGAGAUAAAGUGCUGUUGGAAUACCAGAAGUUCUUGUGUCGUCAAGUUCAUAGAAGUGGUGUAACUGCAGCAGUAAGUCUACAAAGUGUUCCGUUUAUCGUUUUGACAUUCCGGCCGCUUCAGUAAGUACGCUAAUAGUGAUGGCAAGAGAAGCGCGGAGACUAAUGGACAUUUCUUUGACUAAAAUGGCGCAAUCUCGCGCCCAACGUCGCGGUGUUAGCCUCCAUAAAAAUCUCUUGGUUUUUAUGGUUCUGAAGAAGGCGCGUUGCAUUUUCAUGGAGGAAGCACACCACAUGGUUCAGUCCCAACAGGCUGGUGCCAGUGGCGGUGGUUACACGACAUCAACCAGAGCAACGACACCGCAGGAUCACCAGCAGCAAGACGAAUGCGAACAGAACUAUGACAAGGGACUUGUAGAUUUAGCACCGGAGGAGGCUGGCAUUGGAUCGUCACAGCAUACAACACCACACUGCGAAGACGCGUCGUCCAGAGUUAAGCAAGAAUUUAUUCAACCUUCAGCGUCCUGUGUACCGUGUGCAGAUAAUAUCCCGCCCUCUCUUUCAUAUGCAGAUGACAAAGAAAAUCAAACGCCACCCCCUAAUCACACAAAUCCCGCCUCUCCUCAGAGUGAAGUCUCUACAUAUUUAGCCCUGGACCAAUCACCCUUUCGUGGAGACAGCGUUCUACGAGACAGAUCGAAUGCAACAAGUACUUCUUCGCCGAGGUCCCUUAAGAGGUGGAGUACCGUUGGGGAGUGCAAAACAGAGGAAGCAGAUUUAACACCGGAGGAGGCUGCCAUUAGAUCAUCACAACAUACAACUGUUUCAACUAUUCCACCCAAGCGUGUGAAGAUAUCGGCCGCGUGUUGUGAGGGUGACGAUUCCACGACAAUGGAAGUCAAUCGUGUUGCAAGUCUUAUGUCCAUACUCAGGUUCGGCAAUCUUGCAGGAAAUGUGGCAUCAGCAGCUGCGGACAUGUCGGCGGCGACGGGAAUUGGAAAGCUAACUCGUUCGCUAUCCACACCAGACCUGUGUUCAUCUCAAGCCAAGGAGGAUGUUCGUGUUCUGCAGCAGAGGCCGUUUCGUGCAACGGUUGCGCAAAGACUGCUACAUCAAAACCGAGCAGUGUUGCAAACGUAAACAUAUUAAUCCAAUGAACUUUGUGAUCUUUGAAUUGGAAUUUAAAUAGGGCGUUUGCAGCAAGCUGUGUGAUACUGAACUGGGCAUAGUAGUGAAAGACAGAGUUAAGCAGUUCUGUGUUUAAAUUGCCAGUGCAGGAUAUGGCGGCGAGUUGUACACAGGGGGGUCUAACCCAGAAUGUAAUCAUAAAAUGUUUUUUUUCUCACACACACAGUAUUGCCAAAAUCGCUUAAUGCUACUGUUACUUGGAAUCAGUGUACUCCGAUUAUUGCAAUUUGUUCAACACUUGCAACUAGCAAAAUUGAAGGCUACAAAUAAUUAUUUUCCUUUAAUGGCAAACGCUGCACUCCUAAGAAUUUUUGUUUUCCUGUUGCAAACAGAUUGCAGGCUGUAUAGUGAUUGAUUCACGGUGGCUAUGUAUUCACUUUAAUCCAAAUAAGUGGGGGUUUGUAUUGUCAUCAUACUGUUGCACAUUUUUAUUUAUUAGAUGUCUGUGUAUUUAGUCCAUCAAUAAUGCAAUAAUCAUUAAAAUAUUCACCAGUCAACACCAACAUAUGUUUCAGCCACAGACUGCCAUCCUCAGGAAUUUUGAUGUAAAAUUUGCCUAGGCUUCGAAUUAAGCAUAUUGCUACAGAAACCAAGUACAAAAUCAUUAAUAUAAAUCUGUCUUAGAGGAGUUUUAUAAAUAUGUAUAAUAUGGGUAAAAAUACAAGGAAAGUUGCCAAAAUCGCUUAAUGCUACUGUUACCUGGAAUCAGUGUACUCUGAUUAUUGCAAUUUGUUCAACACUUGCAACUAGCAAAAUUGAAGGCUACAAAUAAUUAUUUUCCUUUAAUGGCAAACGCUGCACUCCUAAGAAUUUUUGUUUUCCUGUUGCAAACAGAUUGCAGGCUGUAUAGUGAUUGAUUCACGGUGGCUAUGUAUUCACCUUAAUCCAAAUAUGCGGGAGUUUGUAUUUCAGCAUCCUCUUGCACAUUUUUAUUUAUUAAAUGUCUGUGUAUUUAGUCCAUCAAUAAUGCAAUAAUCAUUAAAAUAUUCACCAGUCAACACCAACAUAUGUUUCAGCCACAGACUGU